AUGGCGUUUUGUAUCAUUUCUGAGAGCAGGGGCAUGUCUCUGUGGGAUAUGCUAGCGUGGCACCGCCCAAAAGUUACGGGUGUACUUCUUGGAACCGUACUUUCCGUCCUGACGUUUUUUUGCCUUAUGAAAUACACAAUGGUGACGUUCCUCUGCCGCAUCCUGCAGUUGGUCCUAUUGGCCGGCGUUCUGUUGGGCUUCACGAAUCGAUGGCACCUCACCUCCGACGACAUCCACGAGGCUGUCAACCGCCUUGUGGACUGCGCCACGCCCCGGCUGGUGACGGCCCUUGAGUCCAUGCACCAACUCGUGACGUGGCGUGACUACCGCCGCUCCGGGCUCGUCACGCUGGUGAGCUUCGUGGUUGCUCUUCUCGGCAACCUCGUCUCCGACGCCGCCCUUCUCACGUUUUUUCUUUUGUUGGCCUUCACCGUUCCUGCGGUGUACGAGAAGAAGAAGGAUUUGAUCGACAAUUGGAUCAGCGCUGCCACGGCUCAGGUGGAGAAAUACAUGGGGAAGAUCAAAACAAAGGUGGAAGAGGCGACCAAGAAGAAAGAGUAA
Trypanosoma cruzi is the source of this 561-nucleotide messenger RNA. RefSeq names its product reticulon domain protein, putative. The coding region runs from base 1 to 561 and encodes 186 amino acids. NCBI's taxonomy places the organism in Eukaryota, Euglenozoa, Kinetoplastea, Trypanosomatida, Trypanosomatidae. The record is from RefSeq and is a predicted model, not a curated record. The transcript has a single exon.